AUGGGCUCUGGGCAUUCCCUCGCCCUCGGUAUGCAGAAUGAUCCGUAUCUAGCCACACCAUCACAGGCCGACUCUUUGAUCGAUCUACUACCAGGCAUGGAGAUCGGCUCGCCGCCUGUAACCGGAUCCUUGCAGCAAUCCUUGGAGCAUGUCAGUCCAGAAGUUAGUGCAGACACGAAUGUCGAACGAAGACGUCUCGUUGAAGUCGAAAUUAUGCCAGAGGUGGCCUGUCGACCCGAAAACUUCGCUCGGAUGAGCGACACACCGUCAGCCCCAGUGAGAGAUGAUUCAGCAGUGCCCGACUGUGUCUCCAAAACGAUCGAACAACCACAAGCCACUGAGUCCGAGACUGAGGUCAUGGCACCUCCUUACGACAAUAUCCGUGCCGCGAUCCGAAAGGACCUUCAGUCUGGUCGUUUCGAGAUUCCACCCCUCAUCCCUGUCCACAGUGUCGAUGCCCCAACUCAGAAUCUAGCGAGAUAUCCCUUUCCCCCAGCUUUAAUGCCUACAAGUUCGCAUUCACGACACCGACGACGAUUUGAUCGAUCUGCACUUCUACCUGAUAGCAAUCUUCCAUUCUGUGCUCAGGUUAUGGAACACGUGAAAGACUGGGCGGAAUGGGGGACAAGAAUUGCAGACGAGCAGAGACGAAAGGAAGUCCUAGACCACGUGUUUAAAGUUUUAUCAAACGCUUGGUUUGAGGCAUUGCGGCUGGGCUACAACCCCGGUACGACCGAUAACAAAAGCACAGCACCUCAAGCGUCGACCAAACGCUCUGCACAGCGUGGAGCUGAAACUCCUGGUAAUUUGCCGCGUGGAAAGCCUCGUUCAAAAAGAGAGACCAGCCCAUCCAAAAUGCCCUUCUUGGUCGCGGGCCACAGAGAUGGUCCCGCUUGGGCUAUCACGGCAGGUGAACUGGAGGAAGCUAAUAUCUCUGAAGAUCAAGUACGAAGACGGGCAGCAGCAGAGAAUACUCCAGAAAUUGGGGAGAGACUUUUGCAUAAAGUGCUCAAGGACUACGAUGGAGGCAUCCGGCCAAGUGAUUGGCACAAGAUCAUGCCUGUCACACGACUAAAUCCCAUGGGACGAGAUCUCAUGGUGUACUGCCUGUACGAGGUGCUGAACGUACGAAAUAACAUCGCGAAGCUGUGGAACUACUACAGUCGCUUCACUACUGUCAGGCAGAAGGAAAACACCAAAAGACGUAUUGAUGAGGACCAACAGCGCCAUGAUCUUUUCAUGGCCUUAGCGUUAGAGCUCGACGAGGAAAAACGUUCGCCAGGAGAUGUAACACCUGCCAAUCCUCCGACCAGUUGUGAAGGACAAGUCGUCGUUACGCCAGGGACAGCAGAACAUGAAGAUCAAUCGAGUCAACUCGAUGUCCUUAUUGGAUUGACCGAGAUGAUCCUUCAGGGGACUGAUGUUGCUUCCAUUUCUUCCAGUUUCCAACUCUUCGAAAUUACUCCAGAAGAUCUAGUCACUGGCGACUCAACUGAGGGCCUAGCGAGCAGUCUCGACCAGUGCAAGCACUUUCUGGGAAGACUGCUGUCCGACGCACGAGAGUGGCUCAGAUUGUGCGAGAACGCAGAGGUGGCUAUCGGACGAGACACAGACGUGUGUUCACAUGCACAGAUUCGGAAUCUGGAGCUGAAGAUACUUGAAGAGAAAGAGAUACUGAAGAACACACUCCCUUCUCUCAUUGUUAAGCGGGAGGCUACCACAAAGGGUGUUGAAAGAAGCGGCGCCUCUGCCUCUGCCGAGGACCAUUCGUCUGCUAGUGGCACAGCUACCGCCCCGACAGAUGAUGUGCUAAUGGCAGAAGUCACAAGUCCAGUUUCGUCCAAGCAUACCGUCAAGCACCAGCUCGAUGAGGCCGAUGAAGAGCUUCCAUUACCACCUGCGAAGAGGCCAAAAACCGGCCAUGGGGGAGAAAACCUGAACGACGUAAUUCCCAUACUCAAUGACGGGCAAGUAAGCCGCAAUAUCCAUGGGGCUACCGCGCAGAACGACAAGAACGGUUUGGACGUUUCCUGUAGUAGCCACUCUGAUACAGCAAGCAAAGAGACGCCUCGCAGAUGUCUAGUCACGCUUCGCGUCCAGUCACCCUUCAACCCAGCUGAUUUCUCAAGCAAGAGACUCUUCUGGCAUCCGCAAGGUUUCAAAUACCGAUACACCAAUGAAUCGACCUUAGCUCAGCGGAGAUCAAUGGCGGAAUCUCUGGAGACGUACAUACAGUUAUCGAUGGAAACGGACAAACUCGACCCAAGGUGGCGGUUUGGCAAGUAUCAGGCACUCGCUCAUCCGGGUGAUCCUGAAAGGACGAGUAUCAUCCAUGGUAUCUGGGACUUGGAGAACGGAGACCAGCCAGAAGGAUUCGAAUGGUUCUAUAGAGGCGAUGGCACGCAGCCGUCCGAGUGCGAAGAGAUAUCGUCGACUCAAGAUGAAGAAGUCGAAAGAGUCCUGCCAGUCCCAGCGCAAUCAAAGAAGAAGACCCUUGUGCUUCUCAAGUGGAAGAAUACCGCGAGCUCGGGACCAGAAGCCUCUCGUUCGGCAGCCAAUGCCAAUGGCCUGGCCACCAGUUCCUACAGCGGGGACCCGAGUCUCGGACGCCCAAAGAAGAAGAACAAGAAACAGAACAAAGAUCAGCGGAGACAUGUUCGUUUCGGUAUUACGCAACAGGCACCGGUUGCACACAUGGACUUGGACGAGCCGGUCUCAGUCAAUCGACCAAAACGAAGGAUUGUCGUGAGAAGAUCAUAUGCGGAAGAGGAACACGACGAGGACUACUGCCCUUCCGAAUAA
Molecule: messenger RNA, 2802 nt
Organism: Fonsecaea multimorphosa CBS 102226
Lineage: Eukaryota; Fungi; Ascomycota; Eurotiomycetes; Chaetothyriales; Herpotrichiellaceae
Exons: 1
Coding region: 1-2802 (933 amino acids)
Source: RefSeq, a predicted model, not a curated record